Plasmodium berghei ANKA is the source of this 813-nucleotide messenger RNA. Its product is annotated as mitochondrial ribosomal protein L23 precursor, putative. Gene Ontology annotation, cellular component: ribosome; mitochondrial large ribosomal subunit. The record is from RefSeq and is a predicted model, not a curated record. Gene Ontology annotation, molecular function: structural constituent of ribosome. Lineage: Eukaryota; Apicomplexa; Aconoidasida; Haemosporida; Plasmodiidae. The transcript has 2 exons. Gene Ontology annotation, biological process: mitochondrial translation. Bases 1 to 813 code for a protein of 270 amino acids.
AUGUUUCUAAGUUUAAUUCACUUUACGCCCCCCAAAACCCCACGAAAUGUUUUUUUUCCAUGGCAAACUUUUUGUGUGCAUAAAUCAGGAAGUUUUUUAGAAAAAAAUAGGUUAGCUUUAAGAGUACCUAUUAAUUUAACAAAAUUUGAAAUUAGAGAAUAUUUAAGAAAAAUAUAUAAUGCAAAAGUAAUAAAGGUCAAUACAUUAAUUAAAAUACCAGAAAGGCGGAGAAAUUUAAGUGAUCAUCGUUUUAAUUAUUAUAGAAAUGGGCCUAUAUAUAAAAAAGCAAUUAUAACAUUAGAGCACGAAGUACCAGAUAGUGUUAAAAUGAUUCAGUCGUGUAAAAAUAUAGGUAGAAAUCCUUAUAUUACGAAAAAAAAUGUUAUUUAUGGUGUUAGAAGUGAUGUAAAAAUUACACCAACAAGAUCUCAAUUGUGGCAUAUGGGAGAGUGUAGAUAUUCAUGGAGGCUGCCUUUAACAAAUUUGUUAGCAGAUUAUAAAAUGAAUUUAAAUCCUGAUUUAAGAAUUGAUGAAAAUUAUGUUCAACUCGCACCAGAUCCUACGAAACCGUUUAUGCAUUCUGGUGUUUCAUCAGAAACAUUUAAACCCGAUAAUGUGCCUGACCAAACAUUUCCUCAUAUUAAUUUAACACCUUGGAGAAGGCAUGUAAAGAAAAUAUAUGACUCAGGUACUUUAGCACCACCUGAAUCAUUUCAUCACGUUUCUAAACGUGGCGAAACAAUUGAAUAUGGAAAUCAAAAUAAAGGAGAUAGAAAAUCUGCCAGAAGCAGUGAAUGGAAACCUCCAUCAUAA